UUGUCUUUUGUGUACAGAGCUAUAGCCAGUAUUGAAAUAUUAAACGUUAAACCUCCAAGUUUCCAUUUAAAUUGUAUCAUUUAACUCUGCCUUUUUUUUAUACCCCUCCUUUUUUUUUCAAGAAUUCGGGUUGUCAAGAGUUCAUGAUGAAGAACUGGUUUUUGCCUCUCUUACUUGUCUCUGUUCUGUUUAUGAACAGCUCAGAAGUGCAGGGAAGAAAAUGGAAAGGUGAAGGUACAACACAAAACCUGGAAAGUAUUGUCAUUGGAAGAUGCUAUGAUUAUAUUAGAAUUGUGAAUCCUGCUGUUGGCGAGAAGAAUUGUUCAGAGUUAUGGGAAGCGUUUAAAAAUGCGUUUAUUAACAAGGAUCCUUGCAGCAUUCUACCUAACGACUAUGAAUUAUUUAUCAAUCUGUCAUUGCACACAAUUCCACCUAACAAGUCUCUCUUCUGGGAAAAUAAUCACCUGCUAGUCAAUAGCUUUGCUGACAGAGGCCGUCGCUACAUGUCCCUGGCUGAUACUCUGUUUGGCUCCUUUGGAGAUUUUCUAAACUGGUGUGGACAGGCAGACAGCACUGGACUGGACUAUGAAUCCUGCCCUACCACAGAGGAAUGUGAAAACAACGCAGUGGAAUCUUUCUGGAGGAUGGCCUCAGCCACUUAUGCACAGCACAGUUCUGGGGUGAUACACGUCUUGCUGAAUGGUUCUGCAGCCGGAGGAGCUUAUCCAGACCCAGGUUUCUUUGCAGAUUAUGAAAUACCUAAUCUCCAGAAAGACAAAAUAACACAAAUUGUCAUCUGGGUUGUAGAUGAUAUUGAAGGACCAGACAUAGAAUCCUGUGGAACUCAUACUGUAAAGAUAUUAGAAGACAGGCUGAAAACCCUUGGUUAUGAUGUCACCUGUGCUGACAAUUACAAGUCUGUAAUGUUCUUACUCUGCCUGGAUUAUCCUGAUGACUCUAAGUGUACCCUUUCAUCAUCUGCACCAGCAGCACAAAGAGGACCUGUAUCUUCAGACAGAGAAGGCAGCUGGAACAAGCUCAUGUUUGUUUCUUUUGCAGGCUUUUUGUUCAGAUCUGCUUUAGUGUACUAA
Merops nubicus (carmine bee-eater) is the source of this 1091-nucleotide messenger RNA. It is a transcript of the gene BST1, whose product is annotated as bone marrow stromal cell antigen 1. The record is from RefSeq and is a predicted model, not a curated record. Gene Ontology annotation, biological process: positive regulation of B cell proliferation. Gene Ontology annotation, molecular function: phosphorus-oxygen lyase activity; NAD+ nucleosidase activity. The transcript has 9 exons. Gene Ontology annotation, cellular component: plasma membrane. The coding region runs from base 144 to 1091 and encodes 315 amino acids. Lineage: Eukaryota; Metazoa; Chordata; Aves; Coraciiformes; Meropidae.